AUGGAAUACGCGCUGGAAGGAGCUGAUUUCAAGCGCUCUCUUGACUACAACAAGUACGCUGCAAAAGCAGCUUCACACCCACUCACGCCCGAGGACAUCACGAUAUGCUACAAAAUAUGGAACAUUAUCGUCGAAAAAUACACCACCGCGUCGCUGACGCGCCCCAGUGACAAACUCAUUGCGAUUUCUGGUGUUGCUCAAGGGCUGGUAUCCAUCCUAGGCGACGAGUACUGUGUAGGAAUGUGGCGCCGAGAUCUCGAAAUUCAACUUUUAUGGCACCGCGGUGAGGAUCCGACAUCUUACACGAGGCCAGAAACCUAUCGAGCCCCAUCGUGGUCCUGGGCAUCACUGGACGGCAGUAUAGUGAUGAAUGCGAGGCACUUUGACUCAUCAGACCUCAAAGCUCAUAUCGAAGACGUUGUUCUCGUGCACAAAACAGAAGAUAGUACUGGACAAGUGCGUCAUGGGUACUUGGAUUUGAAGGGCGAACUGAAGCCGCUCUGCCUCGCCCCAAAUCUAAAUUGGCCCCAUGAGAAUAAUAUCCACAUCGUCGUACAGAAGUCGCGUUGGUCAACAGAGGCUUACAUGAGACACAUCGACACAAAUACUGGUUUCGACGUUUCCGGUGUUCCCAGCUCACACAGACUCAAUGAUAGCUGGGAGCGCCGCUUAUUCUACAUGACGGUUGUCGCAUCGAGAGACUACGUGGCAGCACUCAUGUUGCGGGUUGGGGCCGACGAGGACGUCCAUGAAAGAAUCGGGUUGAUCGAACUGAUUCGUGGUGUCGAGGACAACGACGGUUUCGAGAAUGGAUUCCUAGCCGGCUUGGAUGACAGCAUCAAGAAGACGCUUCCUUGUUUACGUUACGAGGAUGGAAAGCACACGGUUCGAAUCGUGUGA
Parastagonospora nodorum SN15 is the source of this 900-nucleotide messenger RNA. RefSeq lists its product as hypothetical. NCBI's taxonomy places the organism in Eukaryota, Fungi, Ascomycota, Dothideomycetes, Pleosporales, Phaeosphaeriaceae. The record is from RefSeq and is a predicted model, not a curated record. The coding region runs from base 1 to 900 and encodes 299 amino acids. The transcript has a single exon.